AUGACUGCGAUCGAGACUUUACCACAGCGAGACAGGGCUCUGCCCAAUGAGCCCUUCUUUGGCAAGCUUCUAGGCUUGUUACAACUCGGAGACGACCAUGUUGCUAUUGAUGACCCAUAUUCCGGCAUCAAGGCGAGUGCUUCUCAAUUUGUGAACGACGUGCUGGCAACCAGAGCUGCCGUCAGGCGUACGGCACCUGCGGGGAUGCUUGACCAGCACGGUAUGGUAUAUGAGCAGAAACCGUAUAUCUUGCUUCUUGCACCUUGUAGCUACCGCUACUUCGUCGGCUUUUUUGCUAUCCUGGCACUAGGAGCAGCGGUGGUGCCGUUGUCUGCCAAUGUAUCUGUUGACGAAGCUACACGAUUCAAGAACAAGUCGGAGGCCACAUGUCUUGUUUUUGCAGCAAACUUGGAAUCGAAAGCGCUGGAGAUUCAACAGUCGACUUCCUUAGGCCUUGUUCCCAUAUCGUUUGCCGCGGAUACAACCGACGGAGAACACGCGUGUCAUAUUGAUAUCACUAUCAAUGAGGGUCUUACAAUUGAGCCUACUCGCCCCAGUCUCGUUCUGGGUACGUCUGGAAGUACAGGGCCGCCCAAAGGAGUCGUCCUAACGCGGGAUUUCUUCAAUAUCCCCAUGCCAGAUGGUGGCCCUGAUGAUGUAUUCAUCACCAUGAUCACAGCCAUGAACUGGAUCGGCGGUGUCUGGCCCCCAACAAAGCUGUUGUUAAAUGGCGUGAGAAUCGAAAUAUUUGAUUCCCAGCCUAGCAGGCCUGAGGUGGCUUGGAAGCGGCUUCGACAGGGCGGUGUUACCUUCCUCAUGGCCCAUUCAAACGUGUGGAUGAGCAUGAUGAAGUACUAUAUUAACGAGUUGAGUAGUUUAUCGCCCGCUGAGCUAGAGCCAUAUCGCCAUGGUGCAAGGGAUGUCAAGUUGGCCAUGGCUGGCGCGAUACCAAUAUUCCCUCCCGUACUCAAGUUCUGGAGAGAGAUAUUCGGCCACCCCUUAAUGAACCUUUACUCUGCCGCCGAGAUGGGAGGAUGUGGGCUUCGUACUGCGGCGGACGUUGAGGAGGAUGUCGAGCGGUCUGUCGGAACCCCUUACGGCCAGUUAGAGGUGAAGCUGUCUGAGGGUGAUCACGGCGAGCUUCUGAUUAAGGGGCCUACGGUGGUUUCUCAUUACCUAGGAGAUCCAAAAGCCACAGAAGAUGUCUUUGACGCUGAGGGUUUCUACAAGACGGGAGAUAGAGGCCAUAUUGCGAAUGGAGUUUAUAUCAUUGAUGGCCGGCUCAAGCACGACUGCAAGUAUCCCUUUUAUCCGGCUAUGCCCUGA
This is a messenger RNA of Trichophyton benhamiae CBS 112371, 1326 nucleotides long. Its product is annotated as AMP-binding enzyme, putative. The record is from RefSeq and is a predicted model, not a curated record. The coding region runs from base 1 to 1326 and encodes 441 amino acids. Gene Ontology annotation, biological process: fatty acid metabolic process. The transcript has 4 exons. Gene Ontology annotation, molecular function: medium-chain fatty acid-CoA ligase activity. NCBI's taxonomy places the organism in Eukaryota, Fungi, Ascomycota, Eurotiomycetes, Onygenales, Arthrodermataceae.